Molecule: messenger RNA, 2849 nt
Organism: Alosa sapidissima (American shad)
Lineage: Eukaryota; Metazoa; Chordata; Actinopteri; Clupeiformes; Clupeidae
Exons: 3
Coding region: 506-2257 (583 amino acids)
Biological process (GO): response to bacterium
Source: RefSeq, a predicted model, not a curated record
UCUGUUCUUCCUCCUGGUAAUAUUAGACUUUGCCCCGGCAUACUCAAGUUACGCUAAAGAAGGAUGUUUACUUGGACUCUACCUAGAUUUGCCAGUGGAAAUAUGAUGUGAGAGAUCUACACAAACACAAAGGAUCUUCAUUCCCAGCUGGGACAAGAUUGAGACCAAGAUUGAGACACAUUCUAGGCUGAUGAGUUACAACAGUGAUACUUCUGGCUUGCACAAUAAGAAAAAAGAAAAAAACAAAAAGUAUUCACCCAUUUCCACUGCUGGCUCUCGCUGUAAGAGUGGGAUUUGUAUCUUGAGAGCGAGAGAAGGUACAAGCGAAAGUGCACAGGAGGGUGAGAAAGGGGGCGGACCCGCAGUGCCGGCCCAUCCAGAAACAGGUUAGUGUCAGACGACGCAAUGCAAGCGGAGCACACACACAACAGCCGCAGUAUGCAAUAGAGCCUCCAGGAAGAAGUGCUGCUGCUGCUGCUUCUGCUCCACAGGCACAGGAACAGGCAUGGACACACUCAGGGACCUGGCGCUUCUGUUGGCCCUGCUCCUCCUCGGUUCUGCCCGCUGCGCUGAGGAGCUGGAGCCGGUGCUCAAGGCCGUGGGCGACUCCAUGGAGAUGGGCUUCUGCUUCGGGGUGGACUACAUCGUGGGCUACAAGUUGGUGGGCGAGAAGCGACAACUGGUGGGGAACUCCUCCAGCGAGUCGCCCAGGGGACUGCUGAGCGGACGGGUGAGCAUCACCAACCACCUGGCGUCCCUCCUGGGUUUGGAGAUCACCAACCUGACGUCGGCCGACUCCGGGGUCUACUUGAGGGAGUGCUGGAGGGACCACCAGCUGAUGAACCAGCAGAAGCACUACCUGUACGUGUGUGGGGAGGAGGCCGGCGUUCAAGAGAUCUUUGUGUCCCCAGACGGAGGGGCAGAUUUCGCCUGCAACACCAGCAGCACCGGACUCCCAGGCUCCAGCAUACUGUGGUUCCGUGAAGUUUACCCCAAAUACAAGGCGACGCUGUUCCUGGACACAGAGCAGUCGCUGACCCCUGUCCAGCCGGAGCUCAAGGAACAGAUCCAGGUGAGAGACGGGGGCGCGAGCCUCCACAUCCCAUCUGAGGUCAUGAAGGACAGCCGCAACUUCCACUGCCUGGUGCUGCGGAGCGGUCAGUGCUUGGCCUUCCAGAACAUCGAGCUCCCCGAGAGCGAGGAACCUGACGUGAAGACCGUCUUCCGCUCGGAGGGGGAGAGCGUGCAGCUGACCUGCCCCAUGAAGCACCCUGAGCAGAAGAAGAGGUUCUGGGAGACGCCGUUCGGCAUGGUGGAGUCAAGCGCCCCCGUGGAGACGACAGAGGGGAAUCACAUCAGCGUGCUGGAGGGGCAGAGGGCAGGGGAGUACUCACUGCUCAUAUCCAAACUCACUGAGAAUUCCGCGGGGGAUUAUAAAUGCUUCGCUCCCUUGCUGGUGGCAGAUUAUGCUGUGACGGUUUGCCCAAAGCACGAAACCACUGAAGUGGAGUUUUCUGAGGGGGGUGAGGUGGUGCUGGAAUGUAUGCUGCAGGAGGGGCAAUUCAGUGUCCAGUGGUAUCGACAGAAUGGGUCUCACGAGGAGACCUUGUUAUCGGACUCGGGCGAUCCAUCCAUCGAUUUCCCUCAAGACCUGCAGGAUAGGGCCGCUUUUUCGGAGGAAAAAUUCACACUCACAAUUUCCCGCCUCACCCCUAAGGAUAACAGGACAUACUGGUGCGUUGUUCUGGAAGAGAUAGUAUUUACGGACGAAGACUACACUGAUGUCAGCGUUGAGGGCAAUGAGGAUAAUGCUGAAGUUGAUGCUGAAGUUGAUACUAAUGACGACGUUGCUGGAGAAUCUGGCGAGUUUGGCAACACGUGGGAAGAAGAGGAUAAAUGCCUCUCAAGGCGAGUGAUCCACUUGGUAUACAAGGCCUCUCUAGACCCCACGGGUGGCUCUGGCAAGAGUGGCUCUGGCAAGGGCUUUGACAAGGAUGGGCCUGACAAGGGCAGGUCAUUGCCUAGUCCUGGUCCUGAUCCUUUUCAGCCUGGUCCAGAGCCAGAGCCAGAGGCCACAACCAACCCACUCGUGUUCGCCGUUGCAGGCGGAGUCAUUGGCUUGAUCGUUGUGGGGGCUGUCAUUGCAAUAGUGUUUAAAAUGCGUGCAAAGAAGAACCAUGAGCAGGCUGGGAAAGUGGAAUGCUCAAUAGAAAAGGGGGAGGUCGCUGGGCUUGCGCCCGAGAAGAACAGACCUUGACUGUAAAGACACAUUUUUUUUUCUGUUUUUAGCACUGUUUGCACUGCUUAAGGACAUCUGAGGUGGUGUACUUUUGUACCAAAGUACAGCACAGGACACCCUGCAUACUUUCCACUUUGCCCUUGAACCUAUCAACUGCAAAUAGUUUCUGGGAGACAAAGAACAGUGUUGGAAUGAGGAAAUAAUGAUGGUUGACCAGAGUGGAUCUUUGCUAUGCACUGUAACAGAGGCAUAACUCCCAGAGAGGUGCACUCAUGACAAUGUUGUGAGAAACCUAAAACUAAAACAAAAUCGAAGCCACAUAAACAAACCAAUCGUUUAAUGCCAUUUUCCCACGCUGUGUGUAUUAAUCUUUUAUGUUUAGAAGCUAUCUGGGGCAUAGAUGGUAUCCGAGAGAGAUUUGAACUCUAGUCACACACAGCAUGUAAAGGAUAAUAUGAAAGUAAUGAGAAACAGCUCCUGGCUUUUUGCCACACUGCCUCCGAGAGUGAUGACUGAACCAGCUGGAUUUUCUUCACUGUCAAAUCUUUGAUUCAUGCUUGUAAAGGGUGGUGUUCGUACAUCAAAACCAAUAAAAGAUUCUUCUUAAGAA